Penicillium verhagenii is the source of this 993-nucleotide messenger RNA. RefSeq lists its product as uncharacterized. Bases 1 to 993 code for a protein of 330 amino acids. NCBI's taxonomy places the organism in Eukaryota, Fungi, Ascomycota, Eurotiomycetes, Eurotiales, Aspergillaceae. The transcript has 3 exons. The record is from RefSeq and is a predicted model, not a curated record.
AUGCAGGCAACAUCAGUCCAGCUUAGUCCAGUUAAGGACGCACGCCGCAUCCUCGGUGAAAAGGAUACCAACGCGUGUCUGUCGCCAGUUCACCAGAACAAACAAUCUCUCCCGGUUACCGGAACGCCAGUCAAACGGACUCUGUUCUCGACAUUAUCACCCAAGAAGCUUCUUCCCUCGCCAAUGUUUGCAGGUCAAAAAAGAUCCAGGGAGCAGAUGGAUGAGACAGAGGGGAACGGAUCGGUGCAGACGCGGGGCUCUUCCAUUGAACGCUCCCCGACCAAGAAUGCUAGCCCAAAGCAAAAUCAAGAACUGGACGCGCAGGACAUCCACAUCGCCACACCUACACGCUCCGAACGCGACCAAAAUCAACAUAUGGAUACACAAACCUCGCCCACCGCGCUCGCCAGCCCACAAGUAUCACCCACAAUCCCCGACGACCCAGCCGCAAGAAAAAUAUUUAUUCAAGAAAAAGCGGCCCGCCUCCGAAACACCCUCCAAACCGCCAUGCGCAACGUCAAAUCAACCGAUCACCAAAUCGAUCGGCGCCUCUCCGAUCUAGAAGAACACAGCCGGAAAUGCCCACGAGUCUCCAUGCCGACCCUCUCUUCCUCGCCGCUACCACCCUUGUCUUUCCGAAACACCACCACUCCCAAAUUCACCACUCCCCGCAUUGGCUCCAUGCCAGAUAUGAGCUCGACACCUUGUCACCAGACGCCCGAUCUUCCCCGUCGCCGGUCCCCUUUAGCUAACGUCGCAGAACGCGUCAAGGCCUCGCAGCGCACACCGCCUCGCACGCUUGGAUCGCCCAUGCAACUGAGUAGUCCCCCUGCCACGGUAGUUCGCCAUAGUCGUACCCGUGAUGUGGAGGAGAGUGGAGAUGCAAAUCUUGGUGGCCUAUCGCCGUCUCAAAGAGGCGACGCGGUAGACGGUCUGCUCAAGUUGAUGAGCACGGCUGAUCGACGGACCAGUACAGAUGCUUGGAGUGAAUGA